Molecule: messenger RNA, 4389 nt
Organism: Linepithema humile (Argentine ant)
Lineage: Eukaryota; Metazoa; Arthropoda; Insecta; Hymenoptera; Formicidae
Gene: Eaat2
Product: Excitatory amino acid transporter 2
Biological process (GO): L-glutamate transmembrane transport
Cellular component (GO): plasma membrane
Molecular function (GO): glutamate:sodium symporter activity; L-glutamate transmembrane transporter activity; neutral L-amino acid transmembrane transporter activity
Source: RefSeq, a predicted model, not a curated record
ACAGUCUCGCGAGCCCCGCUGAAGCCACCAAUUGCCAUCGGCAUCUCUAAGGAGGUAGUCCAACCCUAUCCCGGUACCACGAUCGAGUUGGGCAUCCGCCAGGCCGUCAGGCUAUUACGGCGUCUGGUAGGCGCGAGUGAUUGGUCCUUCCGCACGGAUUUACCGAAACACCCCCAAAACGGCAACCCGUCGUCGUCGUGGUGCUGCCGGGGCCCCGCCGUUAGCCGCGAGAGAUCGCGAGAAGGGAGCUUGGGGGGAUCGACGGGAGGAUCGGCCUGUUCGUACGCGACCGACGCCGGUCCCUGGUACGCCGCUUGCUGGCGGCCCAGUGAGAUGGAGGAGAAGUCCUCUGCCCGAUUCUCCGAAUAUCUGUUCGCCAAGAUGGGCGGGCAGGACGUCUCGGCCUCUCAGGGUCCCCGCAAGGUGACCGCCGACACCAGGAAGUGGAUGCGAGAGAACCUGCUGCUCAUGGUCACCUUAUCCGGCGUACUCUUCGGCAUAAUUCUCGGAUUCGGCUUGCGACCUCUGGACCUUGGGGAUGAUGCGGUAAUGCUGAUUAGCUAUCCGGGAGAACUCUUUAUGAGAUUGCUAAAACUAAUGAUUUUACCUUUGGUAAUCGCGAGCCUUAUAUCAGGUUCAGCGAGUUUGAACGCCAGAAUGAACGGGAUGAUCGCCGUUCGUACUCUAGUAUACUUCAUACUGACGUCCUUGCUCAACGCUGUCCUUGGUGUAGCCCUAGUGCUCGUCAUACAUCCUGGUAAUCCUGGCAUCAGGGAAUCGAUUACCUCCUCGCAUCACGCGAGAGCCGUUAACAUACUAGACAGCCUGCUCGAUCUGGGAAGGAACAUGUUCCCGGACAAUUUGUUUCAAGCAGCUUUCCAGCAGGCGCACACGGUGUACGUCCCGAAAAAGCAACCGGUGCAGAAUGUCACUGAUCAGCUGCCAACGGAAGUUCUAGGUGACGAAGAAUUGAUCAGAGUGAUACAGUAUAGAAGCGGUACGAAUACUCUAGGCAUAGUUUUCUUCUGUUUGGUCUUCGGCACGUUCUUGGGAACACUUGGCGAGAAAGGUCAAGUCGUCAUAGACUUCUUCAAGGCUGUGUUCGAGGUCAUCAUGCGAAUGGUCUCGACGGUUAUGUGGAUGACACCAGUCGGCAUCACUUCCGUAAUAGCGGGCAAAAUACUCGGCGUGGACGAUCUGGUACUGGUGAUGUCGCAGCUGGCAUGGUUCAUCGUCACGAUUGUGAUCGGUGUCUUUCUCUAUCAACUAGUGAUCAUGCAGCUGAUAUAUAUGGCCUUCGUUAGAAAGAACCCCUUUAAAUUCUACGCCGGCCUGGCCCAGGGUACCCUCACCGCCUUCGCCAUGGCAUCAACGGCUGCCGCACUUCCUGUGACUUUUCGUCUGAUGACCGAGAAGCUCAGCGUCGACCCUAGAGUAACCAGAUUCGUCCUCCCGAUCGGUUGCAAUAUUAACAUGGACGGUACUGCGCUCUUCGUUGCUGUGGCCAGCAUAUUCAUCGCCCAGAUGAAUGGUAUCUUCCUGGGCUUCGGGGAGAUUAUUACCGUUAUUUUGACGUCCACCGCUGCUUCUGUAUCAUCUGCUUCGGUGCCAAGUGCUGCGCUGGUUUUGCUGCUGGUUGUUUUAAGCGCCAUUGAUGCUCCUGUGAAUGACGUUUCUCUUUUGUUCGCGAUCGACUGGUUUGUAGAUCGGAUAAGGACCACUAACAACAUGUUAGGAGAUUGUUAUGCCGCUGCAGUAGUCGAACAGUUGUCGAAGAAGGAACUGAUGGCAUUGGACGCAGCAGCUUAUCAAUCGGAGACCGUGCUGCCAACAACUAUCGCCAAUGGAUGUCUUUCCGCCAACAGGGUACCUGAUCCUGAUACCGUCGUUGUCGAGAUGCAGGACGACACGCGGAUAACGGGGAUCGCCAACCUCGGAAUUUUGCACAUGUCGAGAAGUGUGACAGAAGAGACCGUUUGACUAGCGGUUAGCCUCGCAGAAUAAUUUAGCAGCAUAGAAUUUGAGAAACAAGUAAAUCGACUCUGCCACAUGUUCAAAUGAGUAACAGCCUAUUCAACGAGGAUCAAAAAAGGGUACAUACGUUGCGCCGGAGGCGUGUUUAGUUCCUCUGCUUCUCGUCGUCCUAAUAAUUUUCAAAGCUCAUAAGGAUCUUCCGCAAAGAGUGAUAGAAACUCUCGCAGAAAACACGGUCGCCACGAUGCGACACGAAGAAACACAAAGUCAAUAACAAAUGGAAGAAUGUGUUACAUGUGAUGCAGGCACAGCAAUAAGAAUUGAUAUACGUACUUUGAAGCUUCAGAUGAGACUUCCAAAGACUCGAGAGAAGUAUGUUUCGUCAAUCGCUACGAUGGUAAUAACUACGCUCGACGUUGUAUUAUAAAGAGUCGGAAUGCAAGUCGUUCAACGGCCCCGAGGGAUUAGACUGAAUUGGAAAAGAGGCUAAUCCGAUUGACUCGCAACUAGCAAAACCUGAAGAUCGCGUCGAUUCGAUCGCACCCCCGUAGGAAUCAGUGACCAGUUUCUACGAUCGAUCGCGUAAACAGCGUCGAAUGUGGUGCCUUAUUUCGGUGCGCCAACCAAGUAGGCGUUAUGAAAGUAAACAGAUUUUUCAGUUCGUAUCCGAGUAUGUUCACAUCAGAAACCGUGCGUUAGUAGAGGCGUUGAUUUCGACCCAUUUCUGAUGCUUUUCGAUGUCUUUAGAAAAUGUCAUGGUCCUGAAUCUGGGGAUUGAGCAUGACUGUCUUCAGUGUGAUGCGACGAAUACAACUUUCUAUCAAAGACAAAAGGAUUUUUUACAGCGGUUGGGGAAGCUUGAUGUGAUAAUUGUUAGGUAUAGCUAUGUGCAUAUCCACAUACUUAGGAUACAACAAAUACAAUUUGAUUACUUUACGUAUUAUCGUUACAAUAUAUUCUAAAUGCCAUUUAUUUUACUGAUCACAAUGCAAGAAAGAGGAAAUUAAAUUGGUUACGUGCAACAGUGCGCAUUUGGGAAAUAUGGUUUCAUGCGAAAAAAAUGUGGCAAAAAAAAAGAUUUAGCCGCCAUAAGACUAUAAAUAUAAUAAGACUUCAAAUAAUUAGUAAAAAUCAUAUCGAACUGAUUGUCGGACCAUUAAUUUCCUAAGACAGAAACUGAUACAUAGAAUUUUUUUUACACGUUUUUCCUUUAACAGACAAUUUUUUGCGACAAGUUUUUGCGAAGGAGUACUUCAGUGUCAAAAUGGAAACGUAUUUUGUUAAAAUUGGGAACUCAAAUUAAAAAUUUUACAUUCUAUCAAAGUUUUCAAUGAAACUUUUUUUAUAUGGGAACAAUGUCUUUCAAUAAGUUACGGUUUUCUCAAUUACAAUAACGACAAUGAACGUCGACGAUUUUAUGUCGUUUUCUGAUUAGUGUUCUCUGCCGUAGAAUAAUAUACCUUCCAGUAUAAUGUUGUCCACUCAGUAGCUUAGAAAUAAACCAAAUUCGUGUUUUGAUCGUAUGUGAAAGACCAUACUAAUCUAUAAAUGACAAAAAAAAAUGGAAAAUUAAAUAGCGCAGCUCUUUGUCGAGCGGCAACAAGACUGGAUACACCAUAUAAUAAUAUCGUUUUGCUAGAUAUAACAUAAUGUAUGAACGAUUCCUAUACGGUUUCGCUGAUUUUAGGCACUAGAUAGGUAGGUCGAUACGUGUUUCAUCGUAGAGACUGUUUAAAUGUACAAAUUAUUGGAGUAUGUAGCGUUUUUUUAGUAAUUAUUAAUGUUUAUCCAUCCGUAAUGUAUUGUGCAAUGCAUUGUGCAUUAUUCAAGUUUCUUUUCGUUACAAUAUCAUUUUAUUUAGGAAUAAUUUUUUUUUCAAAAUGAAUUACUUUGAAAAUACAAAUUAUUUUAAUUUAAUUAUUAAUACUUAAGUGUUAUUAAUAAAAUGUAAAGUAAAAGUAAGAGAUUAUAAGCGCAUGAAUAGCAUUUAUAUUUUACCAUAAACAUCGAAAUGGAUCCUUCGGGAUGAUAUAUGUAGAACAGAAACCAGAAAUUAAAAAUUGGAGUUAUGUAAAAAUCUAGUUAUAUAAGAAUAGGAAAACAUUGCUGAUUAUAAUUUGUAAUGAGUUCUCCUUUUUCAAAUUAAUUUCUGAUAAAAUAUUAUUUUUGUUAAUCCUAAUUUCUCGAUUUUAUUUAGAACAUUUGGUUAUUGUUUCGAGUGAUAUACCGGGUGCUCCUGUUACUCAGUACGUUUUACGCUCGAGCGUAGAAGAAAAUAAUAUACUAUAUGUACUAGCUGGGGGUAAAACGAACGGGAGAACAAGGGAUAAACGUAUCAAAAAUAAUCCAAAUACGUGUUAAUAUACUUAUAAGGCUCAACGUGUUGUAUAACAAGAAGCAGAUUUAUACGUGGAA